Molecule: messenger RNA, 6744 nt
Organism: Acanthoscelides obtectus
Lineage: Eukaryota; Metazoa; Arthropoda; Insecta; Coleoptera; Chrysomelidae
Source: the annotation of a GenBank genome assembly
GUUUUGACUUACCUAUUAACGCUGCAACAGUUUCUGAAACCCUUAUUAUCUAUUUAUACCGGUGACCGGUCUAAUGGUUAUGUUCUGUUUUCCAUCGUUCUGUGUCAAAAUUUGUUCAUUUGUUGUUCACCGAAUUUUUUGUAUACAUAACUAUUCAACUUUUGUCCCAAUGAUUUGUAUGUAAUAUUAGGUGGAUUAUGUUUAUUUUAUUGCAGACAAUACUAUAGCAAACAAUGUGCUGGUGCUUACUGUAUUAUGUGGGACCCCAGCCCCUGAAAAGUUCACAGAAACUUUGUAGACUGUGGUUCCUUUCAACAACUGCAUAGAAGUUAUACUAUAACCACUAUUCAGAAGAAAAAUAUCAUUUCACAAUGGAUAUUAAACAAGAAGACAAAAUGAAUGAACAAGUGUUCAUAAAACAGGAACCAGAGGAUUUUCUAGAAGCUGAUUUAUCUGCAAGUGAAGCAAAACUGGAGAGCACUGAGCAGGAAAAACUUGAAGUGAAAAAUGUAAAACUAGAACCUGGCACAGGAGACCUGGAGUUACAAAAUAAAGAGCAGUAUAAUCUAAAUGUAGUAUGUAUGGAUACCAGUGAGGAGAAACCAGUUGUAAUUAAAAUUGAGAACACUGAGCUGGAAGAGUAUAUGGAUACUGCAGAAUUUGUGAAUCCUUCAAAAUUAGCAGCUGAACUGCAGAUUAAAAGUGAACAUGAUCAUUGCAUGGAGGGAGCAUCUAAUCCAGCAUUGAGCAGUAUCCUAGAAAAUAAGUGCCAGCGUAACUUUAAAGGACAGAAAAAAAGGAUCUCAUACAGCUGCUUUUUUUGUCAAUUUACAGUUCACUCUAAGAAUAAAUUAAAAGAACAUUUAAGGGCACAUCAGUGCUAUACUUGUAGUAAAUGUUUUAAAACGUUCAGGAAAAAAGUGUCAUUUGAUAAUCAUAUACUCAAGAAACAUCUCAGUUUGAGAGGAUUAAUUAAUGCAACUAUACAUAGCUGUCCAAGAUGUCCAUUCAAAACUAGAGAAUAUCAUACCCUAUCUGCACAUAUGAGAGUCAAACAUUCUGAAGUGGGUACCAAUAGCUUAGCUUGCGCACAUUGUAAUGUCGUAUUUCCAAGAAAACGGCCACUAGAUGAACAUAUGCUUAGAAAACAUCCAGAAUAUAUUAAAUCCGUUACUAGCAAGAUACAUGAAUGUACAUUGUGUUCAUAUAAAACUACCAAAAAGUAUGACUUCAACAGACAUCAGUUAACACAUCCAGAGACGUCUGAUCUUUAUGUAGCACCCCGCAUAUGUAUUCAUUGUGAGGCUCAGUUUGGUACAACAUACUUACUAGAAUGCCACAUUGUUAAAAAGCAUCCUGAUUUUUCUGCAACUGUAACAUGUAAAGUCUACGAAUGUACUAAAUGUUCAUACAAAACCGCAAGGCAAAGUUGUUAUGCUACACAUCUUUUGAAACAUCCUGAGACGAGGAGUAGUAACAUAUUAAGUACUUGUCGACAUUGCAAUGAAACGUUUUCUGAUAAACUUACACUGGAUAACCACAUACUUAGGGUACAUCCGGAAUUCAUUUCAGAAGUAACUAGUCGAAUGUUUGAAUGUACGCAGUGCCCAUACAAAACCACUAGAAAAUCUAGUUUUGAUACCCAUAAGUUGACACAUCCAGAGACGGCAAACAGUGCUAUGUUGAAAGCUUGUUCGUAUUGUGAUGCCAAAUUUAAAGGCAAGCAAGCACUUGAUAGCCAUGUUAUUAGAAAACACCCUGACUUUGGUGCUUCAAUUACUAGGAAAGUAUACAACUGCAACUAUUGCUCGUAUAGAGCUAUAAAGAAAUUGGAUUUUGCGAGGCACAUAAAAAAGGCACAUCCUGAAAAAGCUCCUAGCUUGGAGGUGACUCAUAAUGUGAAACCUAGAGCGCUAACUGGCCCACGUGUUCAGUGCGUGUUUUGUAAUGGUAAAUUCGCUGAUAAAAUGUCGGUAGACGACCAUGUUUUGAGAAGACACCCAGAGUUCGCAUCAACAAUCACAAGCUUGAUACAUGAAUGUACAGAGUGUAACUAUAAAACUACCAGGAAAGGUUCUUUAACGCUACAUGUGCCGACACACUCUAGAUAUGAGUGUGACAAAUGCGAAUUCAGGACGACCACUCAAGAGAGAUUAGCUAAGCAUUCAGCGCUGCAUUUACAAAAGGACGGUUAUAGACAUAAGACAUGUCCAUUGUGUAAUUCGGUGUUUAAAAGUAAGAGAGCACUAGACAACCAUACAAUUAAGAAACACCCCGAAAACAUAAAUUCAGUCACCAGCACAGUAUACCAAUGCUCAGAAUGCUCAUACCAAGCUACUACGAAAAAUGCUGUUAAUAUACAUUUCAGAUCGCAUGUGGAUAAGGCUAGCCGUGGGACUUUACAAUGUCCGCAUUGUAAUGUUGCGCCAUUUACCGAGCAAAUGUCUUUCGAUAAUCACAUAUUAAAAAGACAUCCAAAUUUUAUUUCUACCAUUAAAUCUAAAAUAUAUGAAUGUACUCAAUGUGGUUUUAAAACUGUCAGAAAGAGGAACUUGACGUCGCAUAUGGUGAAGCAUUCCGAGGUAUCCCAAUAGACUUUUGUAUAUCUGUUGUAUGGGUCGGACUUAGAUCACCUUUUGGGAUGGGUUAGACAGAAGCAAAUUUCCAGUUUUCUGGGAAGUUGCCGGAUUCGUAAGAUAUCUGGAAGAGAAGCGAAAGAACUGGUGCAAGCUCCGCUGCGCACCUCUUCAAUACAACGGCAGGAAUCAAGUCCGGAUGAGAAGCUUUGUUGAUGUCGAAAGACAGGAGCACCCGUCUUACGGCUUAUGCAUGAAUGUUACUUACACCAUAAUGUAGAAAACCCUUUGAAUUGACGGCACUAGAGCGUUGGCCAUGAUGGAGUUGACAGCAAAGAUUUGGCAAGCACUUCCGCCUUAGCUUUUGAGUCUGUUCGUAGUUCGAUCAUAACACUAAGCGGUGGAAGGCGCAGCGACGUUUUAAUCAGGGGGAAACGCAUAGCAACCCUCUGUCGCAUGACUCGGUGUACUUCACAUUCUUUUAUUCACGCUUUAAUGAAACCUGAAUUAUAAUCAUCUACAAAAAUUAAAUUGAUCUAUGUACUAUACCAAGCAACAAUGCCUAGUUUCCCCCUUCCUCAGAUACUCUUAGAGCCCUUUCAGACGAGGAUACCGUAUGCGAGAUACGCGUAUCCGAGAUACAGAUAUUCCAUACACCCAAAUCGAACCUUUCAAACAGCACUAGCGACGCAUUCAGUAUCCCGAACGCAAAUUUCGGUAUCGCUCAUCUUUCGGCCGCCGGCGACAGAAUGCGUAUGCCGCAUACAGAAUUAUCAUUAUAUUAUACGGAGCUGUUCAGACACGCAUAGUUUUUCAUCAGUGAAUACGGUAGAACAUAGUCGUUGGGUUUUUCUUAUGUUAGUAGUAAAUGAGGUUAAGAAUUUAAUUGGACGUUAAUGUAAUACGUAUAUGUAUAUAGAAAUGGAACGUGCAGUCUUUGAUAAUGAAAAGUUUAUAAGUUUGGUGGAACCAAAUCCCUGUUUAUGGGAUACAGCGCACCCAGAUUAUUGCGAUAGAAAUAAGAAACAGCAACGCUGGGUGGAAAUUGCCAAACAAAUGUGCGACAAUUUUGAGGAGAUGACAGCAGCACAACAGAAUGAAUAUGGUAAGACAUUAAACAUAAUUUUAUUUUAAAUACAUAUUAGACUAUUAUAAGUAAGUAGUGCAGGCUAAAAAGUUUACAUAUGGGAUUAUUUUCAUUAAAAUUUAUUGUCCCAAAAAUACUUAGUUCCUAUAGAUAGAUUUUACUAUAUUUUAGUUAAAACUAAAACACAAUCUAAUUUAGACAUAAGAAACGAAUAUUUCAGAAAUAUUAGGAAUAAAAAUAAAUUUCAAAAUUUCAACAGCACUAGUUCACAUGAUACAACUAUUCUGCCAUGGUAAUAUAUCAGUAUUCAUGAAAUAGUCAGCAAAAUAGUCACGAUUAGCAGUCGCUGAUCUUGCAACAUUAGCAUCAUAAAAUCCUUGGACGGAUAAGGCAUCUUCAUGUUUAUAUCCAUCUAGUACACGAACAAAAUUAUGGAGUACAGUACAAGCUUUAUCUAUGUCAACAGCAAAAUCUAUUGACACGUUGAGUGGUCUGUGAAAUAUUCUCCACUUGUUAGAAAGUAUUCCAAAAGUACACUCAAUAUAUCUUCGUGCUCGAGUUAACCGGUAAUUAUGUAUUAUCUUUUUUAAUGUCAGAUUUUUUCCACUAUAUGGCCUCAUAACAUUGAAGGAUAAACCAAAUGCUUCGUCUCCAACAAUAACAUAUGGGAUUUUGUAAUCAUUCUUUUGUGGCAAAAAAUCUGGAUUGGGAAGAUCUAGCUUUUUUGAGCUUAAGUUCUUAUAAAAAUGUGAAUUCGUAAAAAUGCUUGAAUCACUGUUUUUCCCAUAAUCUCCAAUAUCUACAAAUGUGAAGCAAUAAUUCGCGUCACAUAUCGCCAGUAGUUGUAUUGAAAAAAAAAUGUUUAUAGUUAAAAUAAAGAGAACCACUAUGUUGUGGUUUUAUAACCCGGAUAUGUUUUCCGUCUAUGGCACCCAAACAGUGUGGAUAAUUUGCAUUUUUCAAAAAACCGUCUGCGAUUUCUAACCAUUUUUCUCGUGUGGGCUUUGGUAUACAUUGUUCUUUCAUAAAUAUCCAAAUUAGCUUGCAUGUUUCCUGAAUUAUUUCGCUUGCUGUUGAAAUUCCAACUCUGUAGUUAUAAUGUAGCUCAGUAAGGGAGCAACCAGUCGCCAGGUACCUGAAAAUAAUUAAAAAAAACUUGUUGAAUUUUUCAGGGAAAGAUCUUCAAAAAAAAAUGGAAGAAUUUAAGAAAUUCUUUUGCUCGAGAGUUGGCGAAAAGAAAAAAGAAAAAAAGUGGUGACGGAGCUUCUUGGAAAACUCAUAUAUUUUUUGAACAGCUAUCUUUUUUGAUGCGAUGCUCUUCAAAUAGAGAGUAAGAAAAUUUAACUUGUCAAAAUAUGAACUACUAAAUUAAUAGAUUUGUUUUAGGACCACUUCAAAUUUUACAGAGGAAAAUCAUACAAUCGAAGAAGCUUCGGAUCAUGAACAAAAUGAGCAUGUUACUCCUUUAAGGCCUAUACAUGUACAGAAAAAAAGGAAAGUGGCAUCGGAAACCGACCAUAACACUGAGAUAGUGGGCCUAUUAAAGGCAAAUCUUGCACAGCGACAAACAAACGAUAUUAUGCUAGACAAUGACGGAGACCGACAUUUCCUUCUUUCGCUACUGCCGGACUUUAGAAGAGUGCCAAUUGACAAAAAGAUGGAUGUGAAAUUGGCAAUGAUACAAUCGAUAAAAUCUGCCCUAUUACCCACUCAAUCUGCAUUUAAUUACAACCAUGUACAACAUUUGCCGUUUUAUCCAUCCGCUCCUAAUCCCCCUUCUACACAACAUCUUCCUAUUCAUAAGUCAUCAUCUUCACAAGUGCACGUUUAUGGUCACCCUUCUUCCACUCAUUCUCAUUUAUCUCCCCAUUCGUCAUCCAACACUUCAUUCAUUGAGUUACAAUGUUCAUCCAAUGAAAGAACAGACACUGUUCCCAUCCUCUCACCCCAUUCCGUUGAAUCAACUGCCACCUCAACAGACGGAUCCAUCAUCGAUCUUCUUGUUGAUUACCAAGGCUAAGACCAAAAUUGUGGAGCUGAUAAUUAAUUAUUAUUUUUCUUGUACUACUUUAAAUACAAAUAGAUUUAGAAAAAAAACAUCUAUAAGUAUUUUUUCCUUACCUUAAUGUCAUAGAUAGUCGUUCUUUUGACGAAAUACUUCUACGCAUAGUUGUGUCCUUUUUAAUUAGUUUGUUUUCCAAAAUAUUAUGAAGUUUCUCAAAGGACUGAAUAGACAUUCGAUAAUAAUUGAAAAACUUCGAUGGAUCUUGCAACAAAUCUUCAUGUAAUAAAUUAUACGUUCCUUUGCUUUCUCUUAAUCCCAACAUGGGAUGAACCCACAAACUACGUCUCCUUUUUAGUUUCUUCUUCUUAUUAUUUAAUAAAUACCACACCGCGAUACACUCUUCUAUUUCCAUAAUUACAACUGCACUACACUGCGUCUGUUUUGCGUAUAACAAGGCGGUAUGCGAUACAGAAGUAAAAAAGUAUCCGGUCGUAAUUCUGUAUCUCGGAUACUGUAUCUCGCAUACGGUAUCCGCGUCUGAAAGGGCUCUUAUAUUUUGUUUGCUCUUCUGAUUUUUUCGUCCUUUAUCAAAACUGUCAGAUUUGAUUAACGUGUAUUAGACAGUGGCCUUAGAACAUCAUUUAUGAGGUUUUGUGGCUAGCUAAGCGAUUGGAUGCCUAUGGUAUAAACAUGACCAGUGACUAAUGGGCAAAGGUCCCAUGGACCGCCCAGACACAAACAACGAAUGGUGUGAACUAACAUUCACUGAAUAUGAACAUAACAUCUUAACCUAAGCAUACUCCAAACUGCGUGAAGGUUAAGUUGUAUGCGAGUGAACAGUUUUACAGUUUUGAUUUGGUUUGUUUUAUGUAAUGUUUCCUAAACAUAAGGUAAUUUUCUGAGCGAUCAAGAAUAUUUUUCCUGUAUAACCACUUGUUUAGGAAAUAUGUGGUAUUAUCACCAGUAUGUCUUUUAGACAAUGUUACUUUUUUAAGUUGAGCAAGGUAUCUAAGUUAAUAUUUAUGUUUUUAGAUUUAGACUUCUAUACAUACACUUUGCAUUAUAUUGGAUUACAU